Molecule: messenger RNA, 4145 nt
Organism: Heterocephalus glaber (naked mole-rat)
Lineage: Eukaryota; Metazoa; Chordata; Mammalia; Rodentia; Bathyergidae
Gene: Ccdc148
Product: coiled-coil domain containing 148
Source: RefSeq, a predicted model, not a curated record
CCAUAGAGACCGAUGCUGUUCAGAGUGAGAGGGCCUGGAGAGGGUGGGGAGGGAAGGUGAAGGUGUUUCUGGCCUCCAGUGUGGGAGGAGGUGGGAGAAAGAAGUACUGAGGGAUUCCGGGGCGCUGGCUCUGAAAUCUGGGCCAGGUUUGUUUACCUUACUGUUAACCCAACUCUGCGUGGUAGGGUUUGUCCCUGGCGUCAAAGGCAGGAACAGUUGAACCCCUAGGUUUACCCUUGACGGUAAGAGCCCAAAAGUGGGCGUUUCAGUUUUCCUGCGUCAGGGAGCCUGUGAGGCUUUGCCCUUUGACCUUUGACAUCGGUGCAGCUUCUGCUUCUUCAGAUACGGAAAACAGGAAUAAGAGAGAUUGGCCAUUCAUGACAAUUCAGAGAAAUGCUAGCUCAGAUAAUCUGUUAUUCUGUAUGAAAAACGGGAUGAGAAGAAUCAAGUAUAAGCCAGUAGACUAUCAACAGUUACAUGCAUUAACUGAAGCAAAGAAAUUAGCUUCUGCUUCUAUAGAGCAAAAGAUCAGAAAAGCAGUGGAGACUUCAAAAAUAUCCAAAGAACAAAUGCUAAUCAAACAACACAAACAAGUGUGGUGGCUAGAACACCAACGACUAAAUGAACUCAAAUGUAAAUUGGAUUCUGAAAUAAAAUCUUUUCUCAAUGAAGAGCACAUUGGAAACAAGUGUCUUUGUGAACUUAGGAAUUUUGAACAAGAGUUAUCAGAACAAUGGAGUAUGUAUCUUAAAGACGUGAUAGAUCCUAUUCAUCAGCUGAGAGCAGAUCUAAAGUACCGACAGCAUCACACCUUACAGCAUUCACGCCAUCAUAUGGAGUUUAACUCAGGCCCAGUACUGAAAGAAGUUGACUUUGUGAAAAAACAAUUGAAAGCUGUCUUUGCAAGCCUUGGGCGGGAGCAACAGAAAAUAGAAAAUGAUUUUUCAGACUGCAGUGUGAAAAUAAUCAGUUAUUCUUUAGAAGAAAAAACUAACCUACUUAGUGAACUACCCACAGAAUUAGAAACUUUGGAAUGCCCAUACCCUGAAUUGAAAUCAUCAAUCCUUAAUGAGUUCUGUAACUUUACAGAGAAAUAUCAAAAGAAACUUCAUGAUUUUGAUCUGCAGUUAGAAAACAUAUACAGAAACUUCCAACUAAGUGAAGAAGAUCACUGGAUUUACCAGGCUGUUUUAGAUCAAUAUCCUGGAGAUCUUGUUGGCAGAAGAACUUUGUAUCUGGACAUGUUACAAAGAUAUUUUCCUCACAAAUCUAGGCAUGAUUUGGUACAGCAUGAGAAAUAUUGUGACCAAUAUCACUUUGCUAGGGAGCAGCGAAGGAUCUUGAUAGAAAACUGGAGUAAGAAUAGGAAAGACUUUAUACAGAAGGCAGCAUUGACCCUCCUUGAGGCCUCUGCCACUUAUGAAAUGGAAAGCACAUUGGCAAAGGACAGGAAAAAGCAACAGGAAUUGUGUGCUGAUCUGAAAGCCAAGGUUUUUCAAUGGCGAGCCCAUCAGGAAGAGGUAGCAAGACUGGAAAUGGAAAUUUCUGCCAGAAGAAGAGAAAAGGAAGAGGAGAAAGAGAAAUUAUGGAGGAAGAAAGAAUUGUUGAAAAGGGAGGAGAAGAAAAAAAAAAUAAGAAAAUACUGGGCUAUGAAAGAGCAGAAAUGGCAAGAAAUGGAAAUGAGAGAUCUUCAGCGCCUAGAAGAACUGAAGAAAUUAAUGGCUGAACAGUCAGUAAAAGACAGAGAAAGGGUUCAAUAUAGACAAGCAUUAUUGGAAAAGCGUUUGAUGGAGAAAAAAGAAGUGGCCCUUCAAGAAGCACAUGAGGAAGAAGAGAGAGAGAGGCGACUUGAAGCCCUUAGGAAACAGGUUGCUGUUGUUGCUCAAUUUGAUCCUGUUAGAAUGAUGUCAGAUACGAUAGCAUCAAAAGCUAAGAUGGGUACUGAUAUGGAAGAAGAGUUCAUUCUUCAAAAGCCCCUCUUCACACUGCAUACAUACAAUGAACGGCAGCUGCUGGAUGGAGACUGGCACCCAGAGACACUACAAGCUACUCCUUGAAGGUGACAAAACAACAAGACAGUAGGAGCCUGAGUUCCAGAACCACCAAUUUGAGGAAAGCCAUCCAUCAACUAGGACCACCUGCUUUCUACUUAAUGUGAGCAAGAAGUGAACAUACAUUGUGCUAAGCCUGUGAGAUUUUGCAGUGGCAGGUAGCAGUAUAGUGAGGAUAUGAAGGAAAUAAGGGUGACUGUCAGAGUCUUUUAGGUUAAAACUUUGUAUGUCCAGAAUUCUACUUUCUUUUGAAAACAAUGUUGAUAAUAAUGAUCAUCACUGCUGUGAAGGCAAGGGUGACUUUUCAGGUACAAUACAUUAGGUUCCCUAGCCAGGAUUGCUGUCUUGAGAUUUAAAGGAGUAAAUAAAUUGAACCUAGAAUGUUCUCAUUCAAAGAUAAGAAUGUGGCUGGAGGAAGACAAGGUCAUGAGAAAAGCAUCUGUGAAAAUAAAUCAAAUUUUACCUGCUGCCUCUAAAAAAUUCUGGUUUAGGUUAAAGAGCCAGUUCUGAUCAUUUGAAACCAUGUCUCCUGCUCCUCACUCUAUACACACACACACACUUUUGUCUCCUUUCAAAAUGGUCUAAUAAGUAGAGUUGCUCUUUGGAGGGAUCAAACAGAUUAUAAACAGAGCAUUCUUUUAUGCAAAAAUGAAUCUGCUGAAGUUCUACAUUAGAUGGCUGGAAAGUUGGGAAGGCUGGGUAAUAGUUUCUGACAGUGAAAAUAAGUUUCUGAGUAUGAAAAUAAGUGCAGAUGAAAAUCCAGUCAGGCAGAGAGGUAGAGAAUGAAGGCCUUGGUCCUGAGCUUGUAACAGAAAUGAGGCGUGUGUGUAUGUGUGUGUCUCAUUAUUUUCAUCUCUAAAGUAAGCCCAUUGACUUCCCAGAAAUUAAGAAAAUACCAAAAUAUAGUGCUUUUUAAAAAAAUGCAGGAAGAACCAUUACUUUUUUCAUCAGAGAAACUUGAAGUUUAGUCCCAACUUAUUCACUUACCAGCUGUGUUGUGCCUAUUAUUAACAGGUAAAUAAUUUUUGUAUACAUUGUGUAUUUGUUUGAACCUCAGUUUCCUCAUCUAGAAAUAGGAGCCAACAGGUCUCAAACUCUGUGAAUCUCAGCUGUCAAACUGGGGUUUGAAUGGUGUAUAAUUUCAGAUACCGUACAGGGUCAGACACACAGAGGCUCUCCAUAAAUGGUAGAGGAGAGACAGACGUGAAGAAAAGAGGUCGCUCUCAGUCUUAAAAAAUACCCUAAGUCUCUUUAACUUAUUAACUAAAUGAAUAAUUCAGUUUUUAAUUAUGAUGACCCUUUGAUUCAUCAAAAUAAUCCUUAGAUAAGGGUCCUGGGAAAACCAUUGUGAGGCAGCUUGAUCAAUGACUCCUGGAGCAUAAGCAUCAGAAACAGCAGUAGGGAGAAAAGGUGAAGCAGAAGACAAUGGAGGCCACACCAAGGCAAGGAGCAGUAGCCUGGAGGGGAAUGGAGAAAGGGCCAGUCCUGCUGCUGCUGGGAAAUCUCCCCGCAACCUUGCACCUCACUCUGGGAGAGAGGGGGGAGGCAACUUGGCAUCUGGUGAUAAUGAGCAUCAUAAGUCUACGUCUUCUUCUUCUUCUUCUUUUCUUCCUUCCUUUUCCUCCCCUUCUUUCCUUCACUCCUCCUCCACCUUUUCUUCUUCCUAACCUCUUCCUCUUCUCCCAUCCUCCAUCCUAUUAAUGGACUAUUCGGGCUUACCAUAAUUCAAAAAAGCCACCUGGUACAAUAAGUAAGAUCCCUAGAAAUUGGACUUGGAAGAACUUGGUCUGUCCCAGCUCUGCCCCUCCAUAACACAACUUUAGCCUCUCUGAACUCGGUUUCCUUGUUUUAUAGAGCAGGUCAAGAUCUGCUAACUUUAACUCAAAGAGCCAAUGUGACAAUUUGAUGACAUAGUAGAUAUGAAAACUCUCUAUUUGUGUUCUUAUAAUUGCUAAAGGAGUUGGGGGAAAAGCAGAAAACCGCACAGUUCUCCACUGAUGGGACUGUAAAUAUGUAUAGGCCUUUUGGAAUUUUUUUUUCUUUAAAACUUCAUUCCCUUCUUUCCUUUUCCCUACUCCCCUCCCUUCUCCUUUC